AUGGAAGUGGAAAAUAUCAACGUAGAUGAGUUUCUGCCUGCGAAAAAUCCGAUUAAAUUGAAACGAUGUGCCGUUUCGGAGGCUGGUGAUGGUAUGGAAGUUGAGCAGCACAAUGGCAUCGAAGGCAAGUCUCAACACAGGCGUCCGAGAGCUAAAAGACCUAAAAAAAGUGCUGAACCUAAUGAGAGCAAAGUUAAUAUGAGAAAAGUAGCUGUACCUGCUCACAGAUACACACCAUUAAAAGAAAAUUGGUUAAAAAUAUUUACUCCAAUAGUUGAACAUUUGUUGCUUCAAGUGAGGUUCAAUACUAAGACAAGAAAUGUAGAAAUCAAAAUAGGACCAGAAACAAAGGAUAUAGCGAAUUUACAAAAAGCGGCUGAUUUUGUCAAGGCUUUUGUUUGUGGUUUUGAAGUUGAUGAUGCUUUAGCAUUGCUGAGAUUAGAUGAUUUAUUUGUGGAGACAUUUGAAAUUAAGGAUGUAAAAACAUUACAAGGUGAUCAUUUGGGAAGAGCUAUUGGCAGAUUAGCAGGAAAGGCUGGUCGUACCAAAUUUACCAUAGAGAAUGUCACCAAAACCAGGAUAGUGUUAGCAGAUUCAAAAAUACACAUCCUUGGGAGUUAUCAAAACAUAGCUUUAGCUAGAAGAGCUAUAUGUAAUCUCAUUAUGGGUUCUCCGCCUUCAAAAGUAUAUGGCAAUUUGAGGAAUGUAGCAAAAAGAGUUGCAGAGAGGUUUUAA
Messenger RNA from Pieris macdunnoughi, 735 nucleotides. NCBI's taxonomy places the organism in Eukaryota, Metazoa, Arthropoda, Insecta, Lepidoptera, Pieridae. The record is from the annotation of a GenBank genome assembly.